GUCUCUUUUUUACAAAUAAUAACUUUGAGUAAAAUAUUAUAAAAAUUUUUAAAAAAACAUAAAAUAAUGUAUAAAAUAUUUGUACUAAGUUUGUGUGUAUUUACGAUCACACAUACCGGUGCCUAUGAGUUCAGCGUCGAUGAUAUCAAUCAAAUACAAAAUGCCCGCAAUUUUACCGGUAAAGUAGUGCUGACCACCGGCUCGAGCAACGGUAUCGGUAAAGGCAUUGCUAAACUGUUUGCACUGUUUGGCGCACAGGUAGUCAUUCACGGUUUGAAUGCUACAGAAGUAUCGCAAACGGCUGUUGAGGCACAAGAAUUAUCGCCGAAAAAGCUUAAGCCUCUUGAAUUGGUCGGCGAUCUGACCAAAACCGACGAUUUGAUUAAGAUUUUGACAAAAACUAUCGAUGCUUUUGGAAAGUUAGAUAUUUUGGUCAAUAAUGCCAACUAUGAGGGAGUUUUGUUUGCAAACAACGACAACAUUACUCAAGUAUUUGACGACACUAUACGUAAACAUUUGCGAUCGUUUCUAGAGCUGACACAUUUGGCGGCACCUUAUUUGGAGGACACUAACGGCACUGUUAUUAGUACGGCCAGUGAUUUAUCAAACAAUCCGCACACUCUUGAGUUGGCUUAUAUGGUAUCGAAAGCCGGUGUCGAUAUGAUGACCAAAGUGUUGGCUCAGGAAUUAGGUCCUAGAGUUCGGGUCAAUGCAAUCAGUCCAGGUUUGACUCAUUCAGAUGACUACACACCCAAUAAUUUGGAUAAACAAUUGAUAUCUCAUACACCACUCAAACGUAUGGGUCAUCCAUUAGAUGUGGCAAAAGGUGUCAUAUUUUUGGCUUCAAGUGAAGCUAACUUCAUAACCGGUGCUAACCUUUACAUUGAUGGAGGACUGGUAGCUAACUCACAUUGA
This is a messenger RNA of Oppia nitens, 915 nucleotides long. RefSeq names its product 3-oxoacyl-[acyl-carrier-protein] reductase FabG-like. Lineage: Eukaryota; Metazoa; Arthropoda; Arachnida; Sarcoptiformes; Oppiidae. The transcript has 4 exons. The record is from RefSeq and is a predicted model, not a curated record. The coding region runs from base 67 to 915 and encodes 282 amino acids.